AUAUAUCCCAACACUUCUCUUCAUACUACUCACUAAAAGCUUCUUUCUAGGAACUUAGUUGGGUGUUAAGAUCAAAAUGGAGUUGCAUACCACAAAAUGUAGCCGACCCCACUUUUUUGGAUUGUCGAUAUUUUUAGCAUUUGUGGUUUGCUUAGCGAGCGCAGAGAUACACUACCAUAAGUUUGUUAUUCAACCAACACCAGUGAAGAGGCUGUGCAACAACCAUGUGAUUAUGACAGUAAAUGGGCAGUUUCCGGGGCCAACCAUAGAGGCUCGCAACGGAGACACUCUCAUUAUCCAAGUCACUAAUUCAGGCAAAUACGACAUCACUCUUCACUGGCAUGGAAUACGUCAAAUGAGAACACCAUGGGCAGAUGGACCGGAAUACGUAACACAAUGUCCAAUUAAACCAGGAGGAACAUACACGUACCGAUACACCGUUGUAGAACAAGAGGGCACAUUUUGGUGGCAUGCUCAUAGCAAAUGGUUACGAGCUACUGUCUAUGGAGCUUUAAUUAUUUACCCCAAGCUAGGAUCUUCUUACCCUUUCUCUAAGCCUGCUAGAGAAUUUCCUCUAAUUCUUGGUGAAUGGUGGAACAGAGACCCGAUGCAAGUCCUUCGACAGUCAAUGAUAACAGGAGCAGCUCCAAACGUGUCUGAUGCAUACACUAUCAAUGGUCAACCUGGUGAUUUAUAUCGCUGCUCUAGUCAAGAUACAACUAUCUUCCCUAUUCAAGCUGGUGAAACCAUUCUCCUCCGGCUCAUCAACGCUGCACUCAAUCAACAACUAUUUUUCUCUAUCGCCAACCACCAAAUGACUAUUGUAGAAGCAGACGCGGCAUACAAUAAACCAUUCACCACCAACAUUGUCAUGAUCGGACCAGGCCAAACGACAAACAUCUUAAUCACUGCAAACCAACCACCAGCUCGGUACUAUGUAGCAGCCACAGCCUAUGCAAGCGCACCUGGUGUAGCAUUCGACAACACCACAACCACAGCAAUCCUCGAGUACAGAACAUCAAGUUCUUCCUCAAUUAGGCCAAUCUUACCACAAUUACCAGCAUGGAAUGAUACAAACACUGCCAACUCAUUUUCCUCUCGGUUUAGGAGUAUUUAUCAUGGAAAAGUCCCACUCCAAAUCGAUGAAAACCUAUUUUUCACUAUAAGUCUCGGAUCAAUCAAUUGUUCUCGCCCAAGUUUCCGGUGCCAAGCGCCUAAUAACACAAGAUUUACUGCUAGUAUGAACAAUGUUUCCUUUGUUCUACCAAGACGAAACUCUAUAUUACAAGCAAUGUACCAAAAUACACCCGGGAUUUUCACCACAGACUUCCCUGCAGUGCCCCCAUUGCAAUUUGAUUACACCGGAAAUGUUAGUCGUGGGCUUUGGACUCCUGUUCGGGGUACAAAGUUAUACAGGUUGAAAUUUGGAUCCUCUGUGCAAAUUGUAUUACAGAACACAAAUAUUGUUACAGUUGAAGAUCAUCCUAUGCAUCUUCAUGGUUACCAUUUCUUUGUUGUUGGUACGGGUAAAGGGAAUUUUAAUCCAAGAACCGAUCCUGCUAGAUUCAAUCUCGUUGAUCCACCAGUAAGGAAUACGGUUGGUACUACACCUGGUGGAUGGGUUGCUAUUCGAUUUGUUGCUGAUAAUCCAGGAGUUUGGCUAAUGCAUUGUCACCUUGAUGUUCAUAUUGGGUGGGGAUUGGCUAUGGUGUUCUUGGUCGAGAACGGUGUUGGUGAGUUACAAACCUUAGAAGCACCUCCACUUGAUCUUCCUCAAUGUUUUUGAGUGUAAAAAGCAUUGGACUUGCAUAUGAUGCUCAAGUAACAACCUCAAGAUCUAAGAACACUCUUGUUUAGAAAAUAAUGUAGUACUCCUAUCAUUUUGGAUAUUAUCAUUUCCCAUGUACCCAACUAUGGCACAAGCUCAAGCUCAAUAUUUUUCUUUUAUUUUUUUGAGUUGAGGUCAAGCUCUAUAUUAUUAUGUAUUAAAUUGAUUUAGUUUUAUUUUUGAAAAUGUGAAAUGUGUGCUUAUAUAUAGCAAGAAAAUUUGCAACCAAAUAUAUGUGAUUUUAUUAGAGUUCAAACCUAGUCAUGAAUUUCA
Amaranthus tricolor (Joseph's coat) is the source of this 2101-nucleotide messenger RNA. Its product is annotated as laccase-3-like. Gene Ontology annotation, cellular component: apoplast. The record is from RefSeq and is a predicted model, not a curated record. The coding region runs from base 77 to 1786 and encodes 569 amino acids. Gene Ontology annotation, molecular function: hydroquinone:oxygen oxidoreductase activity; copper ion binding. Lineage: Eukaryota; Viridiplantae; Streptophyta; Magnoliopsida; Caryophyllales; Amaranthaceae. The transcript is spliced from 6 exons. Gene Ontology annotation, biological process: lignin catabolic process.